AUGAUGGACCCUCCUCACCCGUCCCGCACCCACGGGCCUCGAGGCCGACCCGCUAACGUCAGCCACAAGCGGGCGCUUGCCGCUCGCCGGAGCGGCGUGGCCGGUCUCAUUCAGACGGCGUCUUUCCCGCGCUCCGCACAUGACCGCCGCCGUGCGUCGCUCGGCGCCUCUCACGCCGUGCACCACCCGCGUCCCCCCCGACCCGUCCACCGCGCGCCUCGCUCGACGUAA
Leptosia nina is the source of this 231-nucleotide messenger RNA. NCBI's taxonomy places the organism in Eukaryota, Metazoa, Arthropoda, Insecta, Lepidoptera, Pieridae. The record is from the annotation of a GenBank genome assembly.